CAAAGAGGACUAGACGUCGGAAAUGAUGACGAUUCGCAACGUCACCUGCCAUUCAGGUAUACUGUAUACUGUAUACGCUAGCUACCCCGCAGGGUCCUGGGACAUCGUGGCUAUCCAAGCUUAAAAUUUAGUGCCAAAAUACUCUAUAAUUAUUAAUUGAAGAAAGUUUCAUUUCAUUGACUUGCGAAAACUAUACUGCUGGAGCAUUUGCUUCUUUCAAGACCAUAAAUCUAUCAUGGCAGGACAAAAGCAUCCACCCAGCAAACUGACCACAUCUCAGACCGACGAGGAGAAGGAAAAUAUCGCCGUUGUCAAAGAAUACAUGCGCAUAUCCUACUCGCCGACCGAGAACCACGGACGCGAAUCCGUCCAGCAUCUCUGUACCCCGGACAGCGUCUUCAUUGCGCCGACUACUUUCCCCGAGUCCCACACACCUCUGGACUAUGCUGAUUCGCAUGCCAAGGUCAUGUCGGCCAUUGCAGACCUGCACAUUGUCUCGUUCGACGUCGUCUUCGCAAAGGGCCCGCACGUCCUCCUGCGCUACUCGGCAGAGGGCUCGCACUGCGGGAAGCCCCACAACGGGAUCGAGCCGACGGGCCGCAAGGCGCAUUGGACCGCCGCGGCCAUCUUCGAGGUCCGCGACGGCAAGGUCUAUAGCUUUACAAAGGAGUGGGAUAAGCUGCAUAUGUGGAAACAGCUGGGCUGGAUGAGCGGUGAUGAAUACGUAUGAUUAAUUAUAUAUACCAGGACGUGGGAGUUUGGAUGAGCUGGGAGUAACGACUGUACGAAUCGCGAUAUUUUAUUGAUUGAUGAUAUAUUUAUUUACUGGUAUGAACAGGCUAAAUCUUAUGAUGGG
Molecule: messenger RNA, 856 nt
Organism: Xylona heveae TC161
Lineage: Eukaryota; Fungi; Ascomycota; Xylonomycetes; Xylonales; Xylonaceae
Product: NTF2-like protein
Exons: 2
Coding region: 236-730 (164 amino acids)
Biological process (GO): polyketide metabolic process
Source: RefSeq, a predicted model, not a curated record